Messenger RNA from Phialemonium atrogriseum, 1638 nucleotides. Its product is annotated as ATP-dependent protease La domain-containing protein. Gene Ontology annotation, molecular function: ubiquitin protein ligase activity. The record is from RefSeq and is a predicted model, not a curated record. The transcript has a single exon. Bases 1 to 1638 code for a protein of 545 amino acids. Lineage: Eukaryota; Fungi; Ascomycota; Sordariomycetes; Cephalothecales; Cephalothecaceae.
AUGUCACUGUUCACGUCCAACCCCAAGGCCAAUGAGCCCUCCACAACACCCGCAGCAGCUCCUCCCCCAGACGUCCCUACCGGCGUCGCAAGGGCUGAUAGUCCACUAGACGAAAGGCAGGGGUUGACGGCGGAGCGGGUUCGGGUGCUCGUUCGCCUGAUCCAGUGUCCCGUGUGCUCCUUCCCACUUCGGGAGCCUGUGACACUCCCUUGCGGGAGGUCUCUCUGCAAGCCGUGUCUGCCUUCAACACACCUUCGGACGAGAAUAUCUUACCCUGCGACUGCAGAUAGACUGCAAGGCCUCCAAUGCCCCUUCCCGGACUGCCGCGCAGAACAUGCCCUCGGAGACUGUGGUCUGGAUGUCACGCUAAACGACUUGGUAUCGGCCGUGAGGGCCGAGUACGAGAAGGGACGGAAUGCAGCUCUCGCCAGCAAACUGGUCACUCACGUCUCCACCAAGGAUGAAUGGGAGAUAGCCGGAAUACCGUCCCUGAAGGACGCCGACAGCAGGUCGAGGGCCCUGCCGGGGGGUAGGUUGCUGGCAACCUACUUGUUGGCCGACAUGGGAGAUCUCGACUACAACGCCGAAGUCACCUACGCCACGCCAGAUACCGAGGAUCACGCGGAUCUCGACGCCACCGUCUUGGCGAAAGUCAAGGAGAUGACACUGGCAGAGGUGGACUGCCAUGUCUGCUACGCCGUCUUCUACGAUGCGGUCACGACGCCGUGCGGACACACGUUUUGUCGCGUGUGCCUCCAGCGCGUACUGGACCACUCGAGCUGCUGCCCAGUCUGCCGACGCCGACUCACGAUACAGCCCAUGAAUAACCGGGCCGCCUCUCCCGCCAACGAGCUUCUGAGGAAGAUCACGACUGCAUUCUGCGCGGAUCUGGUGGAACUGCGGGGCCAAGCAAUAUCCAAAGAGGGCCUCAAAAGCGACAACCACGAGUUCGACCUGGCCAUCUUCGUGUGCACCCUCUCCUUUCCGUCCAUGCCCACCUUCCUCCACGUCUUUGAGGCGAGAUACCGGCUCAUGAUCCGGCAGGCCCUGGAGGGAGAUCGGACCUUUGGCAUGGCCAUGUACGACGACGACUCGGGCUUCGCCGAGCUCGGCACCGUCCUCCGCAUUGUCAACGUCGAGUUCUUCCCCGACGGCCGGAGCCUGCUCGAGACCGUGGGCAUCUCGCGCUUUCGCAUCAUCCGCCACGGGAUGCUAGACGGCUACGUCGUGGCUAAAACGGAGAGGAUAAAUGAUAUUAGCAUCGCGGAUGAGGAGCAGCUCGAGGCGCUGGAGGCCAGAGGAGUCGUGUCCGGUUCUGGCCGGGCGGCGUCGCCGGGGGCGGCCAGGUUUCCGACAAGCACACAAGAGGUUGAGGGCCUGCCCACGCAGACUCUGAUGGAUUUCGCAACCGACUUUGUCCGGCGGAUGAGGGGCCAGAGCGUGGCCUGGCUGACGGCCCGUAUCCUGGCUAUCUACGGGGAGUGUCCGCAUGACCCGGCCCUCUUCCCCUGGUGGUUCGCCAACAUUCUCCCCGUCCGAGAAACGGAGAAGUACCGGCUUCUGGGGACGACGAGCGUUCGGGAGAGGCUGAAGAUGUGCUGUGGGUGGAUACUGGAAUGGGAAUCCAGUCGAUGGUGA